AUGGAGAACCUAAAGUAUUAUCUUCUCGUCUUACCUUUAGUUUUCUACAUGAUAUUGAAAUACUUACUAUUCAAUUCCCACCAAAAGUCACCACCAAGUCCACCAGCACUUCCAAUAAUUGGCCACCUUCACCUUAUCAGGAAUUCCCUCUACCAAUCACUAGCUGCACUAUCGUCCCGAUAUGGUCCCAUUUUUUCUAUCAAGUUAGGGUGCAAAUCGUUUGUUGUGGUUUCUUCUCCAUCUGCCAUAGAAGAAUGCUUCACAAAAAACGACAUAGUAUUUGCCAAUCGGCCUCGGUGCAUGGCUGGUGACCUGCUGACAUACAAUUAUGUCACCUUGGCAUGGUCACCUUAUGGCCAUUUCUGGAGGACGCUUCGCCGACUAACUGUCGUUGAACUUUUCUCUUCACAUAGCCUCCAAAAGUCUGCAAAAAUACGUGAAGAAGGAAUACAAUCCCUUCUUCGAGUAUUGUUUAAAAGCUCAAAGAAUGGAAUUCAAAGAGUUGAUUUGAAUUAUUUGGUUUCUACUUUUGGUUUCAAUGUUAUGAUGAGAGUUAUUGCUGGAAAAUGGUGUGUUGAAGAGAAAGAAGUUGGAACUGAAGUCGGAAAGCAGAUAGUCCAAAAAAUCAGGGGGAUUUUAUUUUCAAGUCUGUCACUUAGUUUGUGUGAUUUUUUUCCUGCAUUGAGGUUGGUUGGUUACAAAGGCCUGGAGAAAAAUCUGAUAUCACUUCACAGAAAGAGGGAUGACUAUAUUAAGAUUUUGAUAGAUGAGGCUAAAGGGAAUGGGAUUACGUUUUCCGGUUCCACAAGGGAGAAGAACACUUUGAUCGAAACGCUGUUGUCUGCUCAAGAAUCGGAACCUGAUUUAUACUCCGAUGAUGUUAUCAAAAGCGUUAUAUUGGUACUGUUUGUGGCAGGAACAGAGACCUCAGCAGCUGCUAUUGAAUGGGCUAUGUCACUACUCUCAGAUCAUCCAGAGGCAUUACAUAGGCUAAGGAAAGAGAUUGACACUAAUGUUGGACAUGGGCACUUGUUAAAUGACUCUGAUCUUGCUAAACUUCCGUUUUUGCGUUGUGUUGUAAAUGAGACACUACGACUCUACUCUCCAGUGCCACUGCUUUUACCUCACUGUUCAUCGGAAGAUUGCAGUUUAGGGGGGUACAGAAUUCCUAAAGACACAAUCUUGUUGGUGAAUGCUUGGGCCAUGCACAGGGAUCCAAAGGUGUGGGACGAGCCUGAACGAUUCAAGCCAGAGAGAUUUGAGGCAAUAGAAGUGGAAAGAGAAGGCUUCAAAUUUGUGCCUUUUGGAAUGGGGAGGAGAGCCUGCCCUGGAGCCGGUAUGGGUUUGCGAACAGUUUCGUUGGCAUUAGGUGCAUUUGUUCAGUGUUUCGAGUGGGAAAACGUAGAAAGUGACAACAUGAAAAUGAACUAUAAUUCCAAAGUUACUAUGCAGAAGGCUACACCUCUGGAGGCCAUGUGCAUUCCCCGGCAACAUGCUGUUGAUCUUCUCUCACAACUCUGA
This is a messenger RNA of Fraxinus pennsylvanica, 1521 nucleotides long. The record is from the annotation of a GenBank genome assembly. Lineage: Eukaryota; Viridiplantae; Streptophyta; Magnoliopsida; Lamiales; Oleaceae.